UCCUAAAAUGAAUACUAGUUUGCUUUAGUUAUUUAACAAACACAGAACACAAAAAAAAAAAAUAAAUAAAAAUCAAUAAAUAAAAAGAAAAAAAAAAUGGCCUCAAUAAUACAAGCACCGCCGCAGGGCGUUGAGCAAGCAGUGCCCGUCUGGAUGAAAAUUGACUGGAGCCCGGAAAUAGAGCAAGGCAUUUACAAGGAUUGGGGAUCUUAUUACUGCCGUCGGCGCAGGGAAAAUCUUGGCAUUCACUAUUAUGGCAAGGCACUGAACCUUGCACCAAAUGAUUGGAUGACCCUUUAUAACCGGAGUCAAAGCAAACGCAAGAAUGCCCUGACCGAAAGUGCCCUGAAGGAUAGCUUAGAGGCCCAACGCUUAUUGAAAACACUAGGUCGUGAUAAUGCACCUAUUAAUUUGGAAAUUUGCGAUGCGCUCUAUGAAAUGAAUAAGCUAGAGAACUCAAAAGCAGAGCUUCACGACAAUGCACGUCUUUUUGGAGGAAAUAAGUCAAAGAUGUUUGAAAAACGGCUUAUUUUGGUCGAUGCAAAUAUUGAAGACGCAUGCGACCAAUCGAUGACUCAUUUUAUUUCUGAAAAUGAAAAGCUUAUAGUGCAGUUGGCGGUAGCCCGGAAUAACUUUAAAAAAGAUGAAAGACCUCUUUGGAAGAUACUGAAGGAACUAGGGGAAUGCGACGUCUUGAGUAUUCCGGAGAUCAAAGAAGUUAUUCUGUCUCCCCUUGAAAUCGCUAGGAGAAGCCGUGCCUUCGAUGUGUCUAAUCAGAUGUUCCUAGAUAGGUCAUGGAUCGAUGUAAUAUUCCUGAAACACCUUCAAAAAAAUCCUAAUUUGCUUUUGGAUCAAUGCAAAAACAGCAAACAUUUUCUACGUGCACUAACCAUAAAAAAAUAUGACGAAAUCAAAAAGUUUAUGAAAAUGCUGCAAGCUCGAGCUCCAAUGUACCAUCUCCGCUACCAAAAGUUUACCAACAAGAAAUUAAUGGACAAAUUUCGGGAGGACUACCUUUACAGAGUUCAGUACCAGACUCGUCGAAAUAUGAUCUCAGUUCUAAGAAGUAUUGGAUACCUCCGGAGAACCAAAAAUAUUUCAAAACUGUCUAGUUAUGUGGAGGAAGUGAUGGGAGACUAUGUAGUAAAAAAAACCAACAGGACCAUGCCGUGGAAAUUUGAAUUUCUAAACGAGGUGUACAAUACAUUAGCACUGGCUCUUGUGGAUCAGUAUCGAAUUCCGAAGAACUUUCGUGCUUUUGAUAAGAAUGCUCUGCUUACCCUUCUGAACUUUCAAACGGAAAGGUCAUUAGAUUCACCAACUUUCGUAUUUGGCGAUCGCACAACGCAUCAGGAUACAGAAUCCUCAGAUCCGAGCAUGCUAAAAUCACGAUUAUUAAUAAACCGCUACGAGAAGCGUAUGGUGUUUGCAAAAUACCCCAUUGAAAAAUGCUAUUUACUUCACCAAAUUGCCAGCGCGCACCUUAAAUCAAAUCGAUACGAUGAGUGCUGCUUCAGUGCCCGCAAGGCUAUCCAAGAGGGGAAAAACUGUAAUAGCAACAUAUGGCACUUCCUCAGCACCCUUGUAAUCGUUAAGGCCAAUGCUUCUCUACACAAACUCGAACAGACCAGAGAGGCCCUUGCAAACGCACAAAAACUUGCCAUUACAUUGGGAAACAAUGACCUUAUACUUUUUUUAAAUGCCUGUUUGAGCUGUAACGAGGAGGAUUUUAUCACAAAAAAACAAAGUGUUAGUACAAGUUUAAGUCGCCGGGAUUCAAUGUCAGUGCGUGAUUCUUUGUUAUAAAAAAAGUAAUUACUC
Messenger RNA from Drosophila kikkawai, 1821 nucleotides. RefSeq lists its product as uncharacterized. NCBI's taxonomy places the organism in Eukaryota, Metazoa, Arthropoda, Insecta, Diptera, Drosophilidae. Gene Ontology annotation, molecular function: protein binding. The record is from RefSeq and is a predicted model, not a curated record.